AUGAACAGAGGUCUUAGCUGUAAUAUCCACAAAAAUUACCCAAUAUUUCAUAUAAAUUUAUUAGAAAAAGAAAAAGCCAAAUUAUAAUGUGUCAAAUGCAUAUCAAAUAAAAGAAUUGAAGUUGAAUUUUUACUCUUGCAAGAUAUAAUUGAAUUUGAUAGCAACUCAUUUUUUGAAAAUUGGCCUCCACUUUCUAAUGAAUCAUUAAGAGAUAAUAUUAUUAAAUUAAAAAAUAAUGAUACAGACAUCAAUUAACCCAUUGAAGAAUUUUAUGAAUCACUAACUCAAGAAAUAAUUUAGAUUAUAUCUUAGAAAAAGAAAGAAUAGCUAAUAUAAGCCUAAAAGGUUUAUGAAUUAAAGUCUGAUAUAAUUGAAUAAUAUCAGCAAAUGGCAUAAAUUGAUAAAAUGAAAGAAUUUCUUGUUUAAGAAAAUCAAUAAACUGAAAAAAUUGAAUAAGAUCUAAAAGAGCAUAUCAAUUCCCAAUUCUAAAAAAAAGAUGAAUAUACCUCUCAACUUUCUUGUAUGAUGAAAUAAUAUGAAUUAAUUAGUAAACUGGAUGAUGUAAGAACUGCUCAACUGAAAGCAAAUAUUUUAGAAAUUUUAAAAGUUGUUAAUCUUUUACCUUAAAAUAAUUUUAAUUUUGGAACUGAAAAAGCAGAAUUUAGAUUUGAAAAUAUUGAAGCUUACAAGAAAAAAAUAGAAGAAGAGCUUUAAAUUAACAAAUAAGAUCAGAUAAAAAUCUAAAUUUUAAUAGAUUAGCUUAAUCUUUGUAAAAAUGAAUUAAUUUAAAGAAUGAAUCAAAAAGAUUGGUUUUUAGAUAAUUUCUUAAAAGAAUAAUAGACUUUAUUAUUAAAUAAUUAGCUCAAUUAAGCACAAUUUAUGAAAGAUAUUUAUAAAAAUACAAUUGAUUUAUAAAAUUUGAUGACCAAUCAAAUUUAGUAACUAGGAUAAACAAAUUUCAAAUAUUUCAGUGAAUUUAAUUAUAACUUAAAACUUAAAAAUGAUGACAUUUUCAUUUUUUCAAACUAUAGAUAAAAUUAAUCAAUAAUAGAUUUAACCUAAGAUGAGAAGAAUUUAACUUUAGAGUUCAGAGUUUGUUUAAAAGAUAAUUUAAUUUAAUAUAAAAAUUCUGAUAAAAGGUAUUAUUUUGGUGUUUAAUUUUUUAGUGAUAAUGUAGGAGAUAUGUUUGAUAUUAUAAAAUUAGAAGAAUUAAAUGAAUUCCCAGAUAAUUGA
Messenger RNA from Tetrahymena thermophila SB210, 1233 nucleotides. RefSeq lists its product as hypothetical. Lineage: Eukaryota; Ciliophora; Oligohymenophorea; Hymenostomatida; Tetrahymenidae. The record is from RefSeq and is a predicted model, not a curated record. The transcript has 3 exons.